Messenger RNA from Gregarina niphandrodes, 1866 nucleotides. RefSeq lists its product as hypothetical. The coding region runs from base 1 to 1866 and encodes 621 amino acids. Lineage: Eukaryota; Apicomplexa; Conoidasida; Eugregarinorida; Gregarinidae. The record is from RefSeq and is a predicted model, not a curated record. The transcript has a single exon.
AUGAAACCAGGCGCUAAUUUGGUGGCUCGGGUUCUGAAUGAGUGCUUGGAGAUGGAGAAGGGCGUCAAGCCCGCUGUCUGUUUAUUUGAGGAGGUGAGGAUUAUGAGGUUAGGUGAGGCUGCUUUGCUUCGAGGGCUGAAACGCCGAGAUGGUAAGGCAGAUCGAUCCAUCACCGAUUUGUCGAUUGCUCAUUUCGAGGCUUGCUCAUGGCGAUGGUUAAAACUUGCGUUAUUGAUGCGAGAGCGGCAGCAUGAGAUCGGUGCAUUGACUGAGUUGAUGGCAGAGGUGGAGAAUUUGGUACCUAGACCCGUCGGUUUAUCUGAUACCUGGUUUCUGGCUGGUCUGCUCCAGAGAUUCCUUCCAUCCGGGAUUUUGUCAAGCUGGAUGCAUCCUUCGAUAGCUUCGCAGGGCGGCUGGAGUUGCCGGAAAAUGGUUUUUCGGGUCUCCUUCCCAGAUGAUGUCGUCCAUCUACCGGAGACUGAGGGUUGUAUAAGACGCGUUUGCGCUAUUUCAAAGCUGGACUGGUGGAUAUGUCGGGCACAACGAGAUAUUCAAGUUGACGAAGGAACAUGGGAGGUACCUGCGUUGCCGCUGGUGCUUUACACUGUUCGACGUACUUUGGGCGAGCGGACAUUUGACGAAGCCGUAAAGGCAAUGAGGGAUGUAAUACCGCCACCGUCCUCUUUGGAGUUAUCGAAUCUAGACUACCUGGCUUGCUUCCUCAAAUAUAUCGAGACGACUCCGCCGAAACAGAUAAGACCGAGCCUUACUUCGAGCAGUACUAUUAAGGCAGCCCGUGGUUCUGAGGCAGCCCGUGGUUCUGAGGCAGCCCGUGGUUCUGAGGCAGCCCGUGGUUCUGAGGCCACCCCUUGUCCUCGGUUCUCCAUUCCGUCCGGCUCCAAUUCCCGUCCAGCGCCAGCUUGUUCAUCAUCCAAUAACUCGGUUGAUCCCGACAGAGAGGUUGAUCCGGAUAGGUCGGUUGCGGCGGAGAUGGCGGCCUUUGUGGCCCGCGUGCUUGAAGAGUGUGCGACCAAAGAGAGAGGCGAGGGAGUAGGUCAAACGCCAGGGGAGAAGCUGAGUCUAGCAGAACUUGGCUUCCAGAACUUUCGGGCUGCCUUGCCCUCCGUAGAGAGGUCAGAAAAAAGGGACCGGAGAGCGAAGAGCCCUUACGGCUCCUGUGGAUGGCGAUGGUUAUGUCUGGUGGGAUUGAUGAAUGACUACUUGGAGCCGAAUGAGCUUCACAAUUUAAUUGCCGAUAGUGAAAAGAUUGUGCCUCGGCCAAAACAUGUGUCACCAUUAUGGUACUUGGCCUGUCAGAUGCAGACCUGUCUGAGAACAACCUGGGUGAAAGCACCGCCACAAUGGUGGUUACUCCGCAUAACAGUUUACCGUGAUCAUUUCCCCCAAACCUUCGGCGAGUUGCCGAUGUCGGAGAUGUCCAGUCGCUUAAUUGCUUUCACUUCCCGAGCUGCGCAUUGGAUUGCAGCCGGAAUGCGCAAAUUCCAUCUGACCCGCAAGACAUGGUCACCUACCUCAAAUGACGACAUUGUGGAUGUAUUCCACAAAGUACUAGGAGACCACUGGUUCAGCGAAAUGAUCAAUAUAAUCAGACCAAAAAUCUGUAAAAUUGUACCCGAGGAGGGCAAACUACAAAUGCAGCAGUUACAAGACAAGUGCAUCAUGAGAAUCCUCUUCAAGUACGCGCACGUAGAUCGAAAGCUGGCCUCUGCACUUUGCAGAGCUUGGCAGUUCGAUGUGCCCCUGCAUCCCAAGAGACGGGAUCUCAGGAGACCGGGUGAGAUAACGGAAAUAAAUUCGUCUGAGGACGAACCGCCCUCGAAAAAAGUACGCAAACCGCUCGCCUAG